Messenger RNA from Eutrema salsugineum, 1213 nucleotides. Its product is annotated as protein MAK16 homolog. The transcript has 9 exons. Gene Ontology annotation, cellular component: preribosome, large subunit precursor; nucleolus. The record is from RefSeq and is a predicted model, not a curated record. Gene Ontology annotation, biological process: maturation of 5.8S rRNA; maturation of LSU-rRNA. NCBI's taxonomy places the organism in Eukaryota, Viridiplantae, Streptophyta, Magnoliopsida, Brassicales, Brassicaceae. The coding region runs from base 160 to 1065 and encodes 301 amino acids.
ACAUAAUUUCAGUUAAUUCACUUCCAAUCCGGAUUUUCCCUUCUUCGUGUCGACAGUUGAUCGCCGCCGUCCUCCACAGCUUCUCCUUCUUCUCUCAUAAACCCUAAAAUCUCGCCGAACCCUAAAACCCUUACCGGGGUUUCGACUUCAUCGUGAAAGAUGCAACACGACGAGGUGAUAUGGCAGGUUAUCAGGCACAAGCACUGCAGUUAUAUGGCCAAAAUCGAAACCGGAAUCUUCUGCAAAAACCCUUAUAAUGUAACCGGUGUCUGCAACCGAAGCUCUUGCCCACUUGCCAACAGUCGCUACGCCACCAUCCGAGACCACGAUGGAGUCUUUUAUUUAUACAUGAAGACUAUAGAGAGAGCACACAUGCCAAAGAACUUGUGGGAGAGAAUUAAGCUGCCUAGAAACUAUGAGAAGGCCCUUGAACUCAUUGAUAAGCACUUGUUGUACUGGCCCAAGCUGUUGCAGCACAAGGUUAAACAAAGACUGACCAAAAUGACUCAGAUGCGUAUUCGUAUGAGAAAACUUGCUCUGAAAACAAGGGAGACGAUAAUGACUAUGCCUAGGAGGAAUAUCAAGAGAGAGGCGAGAAGAGAGGAAAAGGCUGAAAAAGCAGCUGUGUUGGAUAAGGCAAUUGAAACCGAGUUGUUAGAACGUUUAAAGAAAAACGUUUACGGUGACAUAUACAAUUAUCAGGAGUCUGUGUUUAUCAAAGUUCUUGAGAAUGAAAAGGAAGUUGAAGUGGAAUUAGAAGAAGAGGAAGAAGAGGAUGAACCAGAGAUUGAAUAUGUUGAAGGCUAUGAUGAACUUGAAGAUGAAGAUGAAGAUAUAGAAGAUUUUAAUGGUCUUCCAUUUAAGGAGUCUCACGUCGACAGUGAUGAUCAUGAUUCAGAUGAUGAGGACGGCGAUGAUGCUGAGCCGCAAGUUGUGAUUCAUAAAAAGGGACGAGCUUUAAAGAAGACUGAUGAUAAUAGAAAAGCGAAGAAGAAAUCAAGAGUAGUUGUUGAGGUCGAGCAAGAUGGAGACACAAGGCAAACCCUGAAAAGCCUGAAACUUUGAGAAGAAAAGUGGAAAUUUUGAUACUUUUGAUUAGAAAAGGUAUUACUUUCCUCAUCUGUUGAGGCCUUUUGGUUUUGUAGUUCUUGUAAAAGCUAAUAUGAUCGUACUUUUAUCAAAACCAUUUAUUUUAACUUUUAAGUUACAUUUU